Messenger RNA from Thlaspi arvense, 2722 nucleotides. The record is from the annotation of a GenBank genome assembly. NCBI's taxonomy places the organism in Eukaryota, Viridiplantae, Streptophyta, Magnoliopsida, Brassicales, Brassicaceae.
CAAUUAACAACUUAAAUCAAUUUCUCCUCUUCAACUAACAAAACAAAAAUACAAUAAAAAAGAUUCGAAUUUUUUCCAACAAUUUAAUUAAUUUGUUUUUGUGGGCAUUUUUUAACUUUGUUAUAAAUAAAAAAGGCUUUCAACUUUUACUCCGAUGAGCUCUCUACAUUUCUCCUUCUUCUUCACGCCGCCUACCAAAUAUAAACACUCUCUCUAUCUCUCGCCAUUCUCUCUCUCUCUCUCUCUCUCGCACUCUCUUUGCAUUUUCCUCUGUACUUUCCCAGGAAUUUUUUUUUCUAUGAUUUAAUCUUUCCCGGAAAAAAAAAUUUGUUAUCUUUUUCUUUCCUGGUUUUUUAAUCUCUCUUUUGUUUCCUUUUCUCUCUUUGCGUGUGUGAGAUUUUCUUCCCUUUCAUCACCUUUUGACGAUUGGUGAUUUUAUAUGUUCAUGUUGGUUCUUCAACCUCACUGGUAUUCAUCUCUCUCUCUGUCCUAAACAACAUCUCUCGCAUUGUCACUGAGAUUUUAUCUCUAGUGGGUUUCGUCUAAACAUGGAGAUUUGAUCGGACGAGAAGAUCGGAUUCCUUAUUCUGCGAUUGAGGUGUCAGGAGUAUUAAUAUUCGUUGAUCAUCAGACUUUGGAGCUGAAAGUUUGGAUUUUUUUUUUUCCCUCUGUUGAGUGCAUAAAUCACCGAUCUUGAGAUGGAUCAGAGAAGCAUAGAGCCAGAGUUUGAUGAAUUUGAGAAGCUUCUUGGAGAGAUUCCGAAAGUAACUUCAGGAGACGAUUAUAGCUGUUUCCCUAUAUGUUUCAGCUCAACGAGAACAUCACCAUCCAUCAUCAAGAAGACUGCUCGAUUCGAAGAAGAACAGAAUCUUCCCGAUGACCACGCAUUUACCUCUGCGUUUGCUGACAGAAGCUUCCCAAAUCAAACUCGGGAGAAUCCACAAGUUAUGUUCAUCCCUUCUUACCACUCUCCGUGUGCACAUCCUCAAAUGUUCACGAAACAGCAACGUGUUGGCUACUUUCCGAACAUCUCUCCUGCUCAGCCGCACCAUUACCAGCCGACCUCACAGUCUCAGUAUCAAGCUUUGGAUCAGUCUCAUGUGGACUGGAGGAAUAUGGAAGAAGAAAGCUUUCAGAGGCUGAGUCUUCAAGAAGAACAGUACAUGCCUCUGAACCCUCAUUGCCUCUAUCACUACAACAGAAACCACAGAAGCAUGGAUACUGCUCCAAGACAGGAACAUUUCGAUUAUUACCGCCGAGCUGAACAGCCCAACAGAAACUUGUUCUGUAACGGAGAAGAUGGUGAUGAGAGCGUGAGGAGAAUGUGCUAUCCAGAGAAGAUUUUGAUGAGAUCACAGCUCGGUUUAAACAACGCUAAGGUCAUAAAGUACGGUGCUGGAGAUGAUUCACAAAGCGGGAGGCUUUGGUUGCAGAAACAACUCAAUGAAGAUCUGGCGAUGAGCAUCAACAAUCUUGCGUUGCAGCCUCAAAAGUAUAGCUCUCUUGAAGAGGCAAGAGGGAAGAUACUAAUCAUGGCGAAAGAUCAGCACGGAUGUAGGUACCUGCAGAGGAAGUUCGCUGAGAAAGAUGAGAAUGAUAUCGAAACGAUCUUCGAUGAGAUCAUUGACCACAUCAGUGAGCUUAUGAUGGAUCCCUUUGGGAACUAUCUAGUUCAAAAGCUGCUCGACGUAUGCAGCGAAGAUCAGAGAAUGCAGAUUGUUCAUUGCAUAACUAGAAGAGCAGGAGUGCUUAUCAGAAUCUCUUGUGAUAUGCACGGGACGAGAGCUGUUCAAAAGAUCGUUCAAACGGUUAAGAGACAAGAGGAGGUCUCGAUCAUCAUUUCUGCGUUGAAGCAUGGUUUUGUGACUUUGAUAAAGAAUGUAAACGGUAAUCACGUUGUUCAACAGUGCGUGAAGCAUUUGUUACCUCACUGCGGAAAGUUUCUUUUCGAAGCUGCGAUUACUCAUUGUGUCGAGAUUGCAACUGAUCGACAUGGAUGCUGCGUUCUGCAAAUUUGUCUUGAAAAUUCCGAAGGAGAACAAAAGGAUCGCUUAGUCUCUGAAAUUGCCUCACAUGCUCUUCUCCUUUCUCAAGACCCUUUCGGGAACUAUGUUCUUCAAAAAGUCUUUGACCUACACCUUCAAUGGGCGAUCAACGAAAUCCUGGAGCAAUUAGAAGGAAGCUACACAGAGCUAUCGAUGCAGAAAUGUAGCAGCAACGUAGUAGAGAAAUGUCUGAAACUAGCUGAUGACAAACACCGAGCUCGCAUCGUUAGAGAACUCAUAAACUACGGUCGUCUUGAUCAAGUGAUGUUGGAUCCUUAUGGAAACUACGUCAUUCAAGCAGCUCUUAGGCAAUCCAAGGGGAAUCUUCAUGGUCUUUUGGUUGAUGCCAUUAAGCUUCAUAUCUCAUCUCUUCGUACCAAUCCUUACGGUAAAAAAGUCCUCUCAGCUCUAAGCUCGAAGAAGUAAAUCAGAAGAAUUGUAGCAAAUGUUGCUGUUUGUUGUUGGUAAAGUUACCUUGUAAAUGUAAUGAAUGUAAUAAGAGCACAAUUCGCAGGUUUUUGGUUUAUAUUCUAAAAGACAAAAGAUUCAAAGAACAUGGCUUUGAUCUAAUCUGCAAUUCCUCUCUUUGUACAAUUUGAAAGACCAUAUCACGGUGAUAUUAUCACCAUAUAUUAAAUGAUUUUACUAUAUAUAAAAAAUGAAAAUUUAUUAUGAAU